Coffea eugenioides is the source of this 948-nucleotide messenger RNA. RefSeq lists its product as uncharacterized. The record is from RefSeq and is a predicted model, not a curated record. NCBI's taxonomy places the organism in Eukaryota, Viridiplantae, Streptophyta, Magnoliopsida, Gentianales, Rubiaceae. The transcript has a single exon. Bases 104 to 781 code for a protein of 225 amino acids.
AAUUCUUCUUUUAUUUCCUUCCCAAGAAAAAAGAAACUCCAAUUCUUUUGAGGUCUCCCCAGAUUCUAUCCGACCCCUCCUGAUAAUUUUUUUUUUUUACUACAUGGGGAAUGCAAUUCCAAACCGGCUUCCAGAAGCCGCCGCAAAAGUUAUUCUACCCGAUGGCACCAUUCAGUACUAUGACAAACCUUUGACGGUUGCAGAGCUGAUGUUGGAGUAUCCUCAACAAGUGGUGAUCGAGUACCACCAGCAGCACAUGAUAAUGAAGAAGCCUGCUCUGUUGCCAGCUGAUAAAAAGCUGGAGAUGAAUAAGGUUUAUCUCAUGCUUCCCAUGAGGAGAGGCAAACCUGCUGCUGCAAUAUUGUCAUCCCAAGAAGCUCGCCUGCUUCUCCUCAAAGCCAACUCUAUUCUGAAAUCCAACUCCUUCAUAUCUUCUACAACUGGGUUUCUUCCGUUGUUUGCCAGGAUCUGCGCAGCAGGCUCCGGAUCAGAGCUGCAUGAUCUUCAGUGUUCACCACCGGAGGGGAAAAAGAAGCCAAUACUAUCAUCAGGUAUGGAUCAUCGUCAUCAUCCUAAUAAUAAUGAUAAUGCUAAUAAUAGUUGCGGCAGGCAAACAGAGGAGGUGGCAAACUGCAAACCAGACUACUUCGGUGAUGUAUUAAUGGAGGAAAGACCAGUGUUUCUGAGCAGGCAAAUGUCAGGAAAAGGAGGAUGGAAGCCCAGUUUAGACACCAUCACGGAGAAGACCGUCCAGACAAAGCUUCGCCAUUGGUUGUUUUAAAUAUUUCGAAAACUUCGUUCCGCGUCUAGCUUUGUCUAGUUAUUAUAGUCGCGUUCGCGCAUGUAUUCAAUUGGGAGCGUGUUCUGGGGCUUUGAAAGCGGGCGAGAGUUUUUAAAAGAUGAUACUAAGUUGCCACAUUCCUAGCUAGCUAGUAUUGUACUAUUUUU